UAACGUAAAGCGUGGGUGAAUUAUCUCUUGUUUUCCACACAGCUGAGCCGCGCUGAGGUGUGCGACUGUCCGGGACACUAACCCAGGAGCGUCAGACGACAGCUAGCACGACCGAACCCUGAGCUAGACGGAUCUGUCACCGCCUACUCACCACACGUAACCCCUGAGGUUUCUAACGAUCCGGUCAGAGAAAACCAAACGGCAACAAAGAGCAGCACAACAGGACCGUAGCUGAGAGAAGUUCAAGUUUUGGACAAUUUUCAGGCUGUUCUCUUCAAGCAGACGUAGAGACUAGAAAACUAUACAAGACGACACAGUACUGAGCUGUAUUGAAACUAGCUGCAGACGACAAUUGGUGGACAUUUUCCCUCAGGACACAGUAAAGACAGAUCGAUCAGACGACAGAGCAUGUCUGUGAGAAGCGACACGUCCAGGACGACUUCUGACGGGAGCAGUAUCACCAUGGACGACGUGUCCUCCUACUGCAGCUCCACGGAGAGUACAUGUGAGAGCGGUACUCAGGAUUCGCUGACUCCGGGUUUUGCAGACGAUCCGGAAGGUUUCUCCAGGUUUGAGAACAAGUCUGGUCUGGCCGAGGACAUGAAGCUGCUGGCCACGAUGCCGGAGCUGUAUGACGUCACGUUCCUGGCGGGAGAAGAGAGGGAACCCGUGUACGGCAUCAGGGCGAUCCUGGCGGCUAGGAGCAGGGUGUUCCACAAGUUGCUCUUCUUAACAUCUCCAAAGAUCCGCAACAAGAAGACGUCCAGACACUCGGGUUCCUUCGCCAGAAUAUUUUCCAAGCUCGGCAGCAACGACAACUUGAACAUGAACUCGCCUGACGUCAUCGAGGUGCCUGACUUUGACCCGGAUGUGUUCCGUGACCUGAUGGAGUACAUCCACACCGGAUGUGUCAAGCUGCAGCCGAGGACGCUCAUUGGCUUGAUGAACGCGGCUGAGUUUUACGGUCUGGAGGAACUGAGGCGAGCCUGUAUCGGGUUUCUACACUGCUGUAUCAGUCUGGAUACCGUCUGUCCGCUACUGAGCUCGAUGGAGAAAUAUGUCCACUUCAAGUCAACGAGAUCACUCAUGCAAAAGGUGCUGGAGUUUGUAGACGACCACGCCACAGACGUGUUGACGCAAGCGCCUUUCGCCAUUCUCCCUGAUCACGUGGUCAGACUCAUCCUCUCGCGAGAUGUUCUGCAGGCAGACGAGGUCACAAAAUUCCACGCAGCUCUUCGCUGGGCACGUCGCUACAGCGACAAGCACCCAGACAUAUCCGUGAAGGCCGCCAUUUCUCCACUCUUGGACUACAUAGACUUCAACUCCAUGUCCGCCAUGACACUAAUGAAGGACAUCCGGGCCACGGGAACAGUCCCGGAUGAAAAACUCGUGACUGCGCUUGCGUACCAGGCGGACCCGGCCAGCGUGGAGUCCAUGCGCAUGCGCAACGCCACGAGAUCGCCACGGCGCAAGCGCAAUAACGUGACGUCACAGAUGGCGGCGCUAAGCAUGUCGGACAGGUUAGAUGAUGACGUCAAUAGUGACGUCGGUGAAUCGGACAGUGGAAACAGCAGCAAUGACCAUGAUGAUGGGAGCUUGCACUACUUCUAGGACGUAUGAUGGAGACACCUGUGGUAGAAUCAGUUGGAAAAAGAAGGGAAUGAUUUUACCAUGACAUGGGAAUGAAGAAUGACCCAGGACGAAUGGGAGACUUUAAAAAAAAUGUGGAAACCAGAAAUGAAUACAGCUUCAAAAGGACCAGUCAUCAACAGUGUGCAAGUUCAGCUUGCCCCCUACCGCUGUUGUCAUGAACUGCAGCACAGGAAUGGAAAGUGUUUCUUUUAUAAUGGGUACUUUCCAUGUAAGCCUAUGUGUGGACCUAGGCCCAUCCUCAUUCUAAAAUCGAUUAAGAAACAUCUGAUUGUUAUUGACUCAAAUAUACCUUCAUCAAUGUUUAAUGGUUUGUCAGCACUUUAGAAGUGUUAACGUUAUGUAUGCUGAGACUUGACCGAUAUUUUCUGUAAACAAGUUUGUUUCACAGUGUAUCCUAUUCUAGGAGCAGACAAGCUUCUUUCAUGUCAAUUGUACAUAGUGUACAUUGCUUCGUACUAACAGUAUUGUAAUAUUGAAUUAAUCACAGAAGCCUCCUUCAAACUUGUUGAUGCACUGAGUGUCAGUGUGAUGUCAUAUUUAACCAUUUUGUCAAUAUAAUAUUGGAAUCCGUCCUAUCAUGGGCAACAUGUUGUGAACUUUGUCAAACAUGAUGUACAUUUUG
Molecule: messenger RNA, 2275 nt
Organism: Branchiostoma belcheri (Belcher's lancelet)
Lineage: Eukaryota; Metazoa; Chordata; Leptocardii; Amphioxiformes; Branchiostomatidae
Product: serine-enriched protein-like
Exons: 6
Coding region: 409-1611 (400 amino acids)
Molecular function (GO): protein binding
Source: RefSeq, a predicted model, not a curated record